CCGUGUUAGCGGCAGAAGCUCCGGUAUAUAAGGAGGAGACGGAGGCUCUCUCAGUCGCUGUGAAAGCCAUACACCCCUCACCUGCGCGCACACACACAUUUACACCCACACGCCUCUGCACCGCCAGCACUGUCUCCUUUCAUUCCCGUGUGCAUCUUCUACUUUAGUCUGACCGGAUGAGUUACCCGGUGGACACGAUAGGAAGUCCCUUCAGGAGAGUUAUGGAUACAAGAACAACCAGUUACGGCUACGGCCGCCCCAGCGGCACCCCCUCAAGCGGUUUUCGUUCCCAGUCCUGGUCCCGGACAAGCCCGGGCUCCACCAUGACCGCAUCCUACAAGAGGACCGUGAACGCACCAGCUCCCCGGGCAUACAGCUCAGCUGUGCUGAGUUCCGCCGAUAGUGUUGAUUACAGUCAAACCUCGAUCCUUAACGGUGACUACAAACGAUCUAAUGAAAAAGAACAACUUCAGGGGCUCAACGACCGGUUUGUUGUGUACAUCGACAAGGUGCACUACCUGGAGCAGCAGAACAAGCAGAUCGAGGCUGAGAUCCAGGCGCUGCGGCAGAAGCAGGUGUCCCGCAAUCAGCUGGACGAUCUCUACGACCAGGAGCUGAAAGAGCUGCGCACCGUUCUGGAGCAGAUCCACCGCGACAAGGCGCAGAUCCAGCUCGACACUGAGCACAUCGAGGAGGACAUCCAGCGGCUCAGGGAUCGCUUCGAGGAGGAGGCUCGAAUCCGUGAGGAGACGGAGGCCAUAAUUCGCGUCCUGAAGAAAGACACAGGCGAUUCGGAGUUGGUGAAGUCCGAGUUAGACAAGAAAGUUCAGUCGCUGCAAGACGAGAUCGCCUUCAUCCGCAACAACCACGAGGAGGAGGUGGGCGACCUCAUCGACCAGAUCCAGGCAUCCCAGGUAACCGUGGAGAGGAAGGACCUCCAGAAGACCGACAUCACAGAGGCUCUCCGGGAAAUACGCACCGAGUUGGAAGGCCACUCCAACCAGAAUCUGCAGCAGGUGGAGAGUUGGUUCAUGUGCCGCUAUGCCAAGCUCACGGAGGCUGCGGAGCAGAACAAGGACGCAAUUAAGUCCGCCCGGGACGAGAUUGCCGACUACAGGCGCCAGCUCCAGGCGAAGACAGUGGAGCUGGAGUCCGUCCGCGGGAUGAAGGACUCCCUGGAGCGACAGCUGAAUGAUAUUGAAGAUCGACACAACAGCGAUCUGGCCAGCCUACAGGAGACAAUCCACCAGCUGGACAAUGAACUGAAGAGCACCAAAUGGGAGAUGGCUCGUCAUCUCCGUGAGUAUCAGGACCUGCUGAAUGUCAAGAUGGCCCUGGAUAUUGAAAUUGCUGCAUACAGGAAACUCCUUGAGGGAGAGGAGACCCACUUCAGCAGCUUCCCAUAUCGCCAGGCUGUUACUUCUAGUAAAAUCUCCAAACCUAAAUCUGAGGCCUCAAAGCUGAAAGUCCAACACAAGUUUGUGGAGGAGAUCAUCGAGGAGACACGGGUGGAGGAUGAUAAGGUGGACAUUGAUGAGGCUCUGGCAGAGAUAGCACAGGAGCUCUCCGCUACACCAGGAGAAGGAGGCGAGGAGGAAGAAGGGGAAGAGGAGGGGGGAGAGGAAGAGCAGGAUGCUGAGGAAGAGGCAGCAGAAGAAGAAGAAGUUGUAGCUGCCACCAAAGACAAAGUUACUGCUAGUGCUCCUUCUAAGGAUGAGGAUGAGGAGGAAAAAGGUGACGAUGAGGGAGAAGAAGGUGAGGGUGAAGGUGAUGAAGGAGAAAAGGAGGAGGAAGCUGGGGAGGGAGAAGAUGAAGAAGAAAAGGGGGGUGAGGCAGAGGAAGGUAAUGAAGAGGGCGGAGAAGGAGGAGAAGAGGAAGAAGUUGAGGAAACAGUGUUGUGCUCCAAAGCUCCAGAGUCCAAAGCUUCUCCUGACAAAGAGAAAGGUGGAGAAAAAGAAGGUAGUGCAGGAGAAGAGGAGGAGGCCGGAGCCGAAGAGGAAGGUGCUGAAAAAGAAGAAGAGAAUGAAGAUGAUAACGCAUCAAAGAGUGUAGAUGAGAAGGAAGAAAAAGAUGAAGCAGAGAAGGAUAAAGAGGAAGAUGAAAAGGAGGUAAAAGAUGAGAAAGCAGAUAAAACAGAAAAAGCUGUUCCAAAGUCAGAAGCUUCAAAAACUGAGGCCAACAAGGAAGAAGCCCCAAAACCAGAGGGGUCAAAGUCCCCUAAGUCUGAAUCUCCAGUGGCAGGUUCCCCAAAGUCUGAAUCCCCAAAACCUGGUUCUCCCAAGUCUGAAUCCCCAAAACCUGGUUCUCCCAAGUCUGAAUCACCUAAACCUGGUUCUCCCAAGUCUGAAUCACCUAAACCAAGUUCUCCCAAGUCUGAAUCACCCAAACCAGGUUCUCCCAAGUCUGAAUCACCCAAACCAGGAUCUCCCAAGUCUGAAUCACCCAAACCAGGAUCUCCCAAGUCUGAAUCACCCAAACCAGGUUCUCCUAAAUCUGAAUCUCCAAAACGAGAGUCUCCUAAAGCUGAGUCCCCCAAGUCUGCUUCUCCAAAGCCUGAAUCACCCAAAGAAAUCUCACCCAAGGCAGAAUCCCUAAAGCCUAGCUCCCCCAAAUCUGAGUCCCCCAAGUCUGACACCACCAAAGCUGAGGCUCCCAAAGAGGACAAAUCUGAAAAGAAGAGUGAUUCAACAGAAGAUAAAAAGGUAGAAAAGAAAGAUGUUGCCAUGAAUGGCGAGGUGGAGAAGAGUAGCCCAGAAGAAAAAGAGAAGAAAGAUGCAGACGUGAUUGCUAACGGUGUAGAUGAGAGCCCUGUUAAGGAAGAUGGCAGCCAGAAAGUGGUGAUCACUAAAACCGUGGAGACAAUUACCACUGGAGAAGAUGGAUCCAAGCACGUCACAAAAUCCAUCACAGUGACAGAAACAGUGAAAGAGGGUGAGGAGGUGCUACAGGAGAAGCUUGUUUCCACCAAGAAGACAGAGAAGCAGUCUACCCAGUCUGUCAAGCAAGUGGCAGAAGCCGAAUGAGCAGACUCCGGACGGCGUAGCUAAAGUAGAAGGAGAGGAGGGGGCAAUCGUGAGAGGGGCAUAAGCUAGAGGAGAGAACAUAAGCAAUCCACAAAGAACUAACGUAACAAUGAAAUACAUACAGCUAGAGCGAUGUAACGAAACCACACUAAAAGCAAAUUAUAGAGAGAAGCCAAAAUAAAACAUGACAAACUUCAAACCUGCAUGUUGAGUGAAAGCUUUAAGCGAGCUUCGCCGCUGAUGCAGCGAAGAGCAAGCGACUGAGACAUUUUAUCCUCUUUUAGGUUCUUUCUGCUUUUAUAAGGUGAUCCCAGGAGUAGGAAGAAGGGAUGGGGUAUCUGCAUGCUAGCUCAGAAGGGUGGAGUACUUUCCUCUCUUAUCUGUUUGUUUGGUAGAAAUGCACUUUAAAGAGAUAACUUAACAUGAGACUGUUGAGGAGAUUUUUGAGUUAAAGUAGUCGGGGUGGGUUUGGGCAGGUGGAGGGUCCUCGGCGCAGACAUGCACUCUACUGAAGAAGCCUUACUAGACUUGUGAAGAUGCCAUCUGAGCCAGAAACAGUAACAAACAAUAAAUGCGAAACAUGAGUUGGAGAAACACAUAACCAUACCAGUAUACAUCCAGUAACUGAAGCAAUGACAGCUUAACAAAUCUGAGAAAACUCCUAGCCUUAAACAUGCUUUUUAUCACUGUCUGUUAUGUUUACCUGAGAGCAACUUAGACAAAUGUAAUUGUGCAUCCUUGUAUGCAUAGAAUGAACUUGAAUUUAAUUACAGAAAUAAAUGAGGUGCUACUGUUUGCAGUCCCAUAACUUUACUCAUCUUGAACUACUUCCCAGCAGCCUUUGCUCAAUAAAUAUCAUAACAAAACCAAAACAA
Xiphophorus hellerii (green swordtail) is the source of this 3898-nucleotide messenger RNA. It is a transcript of the gene nefma, whose product is annotated as neurofilament medium chain a. The record is from RefSeq and is a predicted model, not a curated record. Gene Ontology annotation, molecular function: structural constituent of postsynaptic intermediate filament cytoskeleton. NCBI's taxonomy places the organism in Eukaryota, Metazoa, Chordata, Actinopteri, Cyprinodontiformes, Poeciliidae. Bases 177 to 3023 code for a protein of 948 amino acids. The transcript has 3 exons. Gene Ontology annotation, biological process: intermediate filament bundle assembly; axon development. Gene Ontology annotation, cellular component: axon; neurofilament.